UAUUUGCGGUAAGGGGGAGCUGGUUACUGGUUAUUUGCAGUGAGGGGGGAGCUGGUUACUGGUUAUUUGCGGUAAGGGGGAGCUGGUUACUGGUUACCGGUCAGUCUGAGCCCCGCUAUGAGCACCGCCGCUCCCGGUACCGGUCCCGCUGCGGCCGCCGACACGGAUGUGGAAGCGGCUCUGAAGGAGGUGGAGCUGAACGAGCUGGAGCAGGAGAAGCUGCCCAUGGGCCUGGGCCUGGGCCUGGGCCUGGGCGACACCAACGGGGCAGUGAAGGUGCUGAAGGCGGGGGGCGGGGAGCCGGGCCCCAAGGACAAGUUCACGGGGCUGAGUAAGGAGGAGCUGCUGAAGGUGGCGGGCAGCCCGGCCUGGGUCCGGGGCCGCUGGCUGCUCCUCAUCCUCUUCUGGCUGGGCUGGCUCGGCAUGUUGGCCGGGGCCGUGGCCAUCAUCGUGCAGGCCCCGCGCUGCCGCCCGCUGCCCCCCGGGGACUGGUGGCGGACCGGCGGCAUCUACCAGCUCCAGGUGGCCGCCUUCCAGGACUCGGAUGGAGACGGCGAGGGAGACCUGGCAGGAGUUGGAGAGAGAAUGGAGGAAAUUGCUGCUCUCAAGGUCAAAGGCAUUAUCAUUGGCCCAAUACAUCAGACCCUUCCAGACAACAUCAAUAAAACCAAUCUAACCGAGAUUGACAGCAAAUUCGGCAACUUGGAGCAGAUGGAGAGGCUCUUGGAGACUGCCAGGAGGAAAGGUAUCAAGGUGAUUCUGGAUCUCACGCCCAAUUACAGAGGAAAGCAGGAGUGGUUCGGGGUUAACUUCAACAGGAGUGAUGGCAGCCAGGACUUGUUACAGGAGAAAGAAGCGUUUCAGUAUUGGCUGCAGAAAGGUGUGGAUGGAUUGUGUCUGCGGGGAAUCGAGCAAGUUCUGAGCUCUGCUCCGAGCAGGGUAGAGGAAUGGCAAAACCUGACCAAGAGCUUCACUGAGGACGAGAACCCCAGAGCCUUCAUCGUUGCCACAGUGAAGAAUAACAGUGGGGAAAUUCUGCAGCUGGUGAACCAGUCGGACUCUGACCUUCUCUUCAGUUACUAUCUCCGAGAAGCUCUCGUCAUGUCAAAGCCUCCAGCAGCAGCAAACGUUCGUCAAAAGGUGGAGAAGUACAUCGAGAGCUGCGGUGAGACCUGGCCGAGCUGGGCGGUUGGUGGAUAUGAGGUGGGCCACAUUGCAUCGACACUGGAGCAGUACCUGCAGGGUCUUGUUCAGGUGAUGCUCUUCACUCUCCCCGGAACGCCCUUCAUUUAUUACGGAGAUGAGAUUGGGCUGGAGGACAACCAGCUACAUCAAAAUAAACAGCCGUGGAUGUUGUGGAACGCUUCAUCAAAUGGAGGUUUCACCUCAAAAUCCAGUUUUAUAAGUAACCCACCUUUCAAUCGGACAGUGCAGGGCCAGUUGUCCCCUCCAUCUCCCCUCUCUCUGUUUAAGAAGCUCAGUUUGUUGAAAAUCAAAGAACGCUCAUUACUAUUUGGUGAUUUUGAGUCUCUGUACAGCGUGGGACAAGUAUUUGCCUAUAAACGGAUCUGGGACCAAAGUGACCGCUUUAUAGUCCUGCUCAACUUUGGACAAGAGCCUGAAAGUGUCUCACUAAAAGGCAAUGACCUGCCCACAGAAGCCUGGAUGGAGCUGAGCUCAGAGACUCACAGGAAGGAUGAAACAGUCAGUUUGACUGGAAUCCAUCUUGCUGGAGGGGAGGGGUUAAUAUUGAAAUUCCCCUUUGUUGCUUGAGGUGCUGGGACCCCUCCCCAGGCCCCUCACUCUGACAGAUAACAUGGUAACCCUAAAGAUGCUGUGUAAGGGGCUGAAUCACUAAGUCAUUCUGUUUCACAUUCCGUUUGUAUGCUGGGUUAACACACUCUCUGCUUUCUUUUGUACUGUAGUCUGUCUUUCUAACAUGACUGUGCAGUGGAGCUAACAGAAAGCUUCCCUCUUUCUCUGAGAGCUCUCCUGCUGUGGAGAGAUUGGAAAGAGGGGAGAGCUGUUUGGGGGUUUCUGAGGACCAUCCACAGGGAACAGUGGGGCUGGAAUGUGUAUUGGGGGCUCCGCAGCCCCUGCUUUUCCUGGCCUUUGGGCUGCAGCAUGGGGUGUUAAUCUGCUACCAGUGACUGUUAUACAUACGAGAGUUUAAGCAGACUGCAGCUGGCUGACUGAUGCCCAUUCCCAGCGUAUUUGCCAACAGAUAAGCAUCAGCAGGAAGGAAUCUCUGGCUGAUUUGAUGCAGCACCCGAAUGGGAGCAAAGAGUCUGAUCAAUUGGGCUGCAAACUGUUGUCCUGUUGAUCCCUGAAGCCAGAUUCACAUUGAAGCUCCCAGGACCGCAGUGCUGUGUGUGUGUCAUGGCACAGAGCCACAUGGUUAUUGUGCUGAUGCAGGCAAUAUAGAGCAGCCCUGGCUAUUAAGGUUUAGAAUCUCCACUCUCGCUGUGAAUUAACUGUUGGGUUUGGCCUGUAAUUCUUGAACAGUGUUUUUUUUAACCAGACUGAAAUUUUCAUUGUCCUUUUUAUCUUCCAUUUCAAUAAAAAUCAUUUUGAAAGAAA
Molecule: messenger RNA, 2580 nt
Organism: Carcharodon carcharias (great white shark)
Lineage: Eukaryota; Metazoa; Chordata; Chondrichthyes; Lamniformes; Lamnidae
Gene: slc3a2b
Product: solute carrier family 3 member 2b
Exons: 9
Coding region: 118-1773 (551 amino acids)
Biological process (GO): carbohydrate metabolic process; amino acid transport
Source: RefSeq, a predicted model, not a curated record